CGGCGGACCCACAGUGUUUACACGUGUUUUUUGCUUGAGGGAUGUUUAUAAACUCAUGGUCACAUUUGAAACGACAUAUAUGAAAUUGCAAUUAAACGCAAAAGCUUGUUGUUAUCCAGACCUGCAGCCAGAAUGGGAAAACUGAGGAAGAAACACAACUGGAAAGGAAGACAGCAGAGUGAGCCUGAAAAAGUAGAAGAUGGAAAAACACAGGUUAUAGUUGAAUUAGAAGAUGGAGGCAGACUGAAAGGUGUGGAUGAAAGCAAUGCUUUAGUCCUUCCAGCCAGUAAAGCUAAGAAAAACAAGAACUCUUCACAAAAAGUUGUUUCUAGGAAAAGGCCUUUGACUAAGAAGCAGAAGAAAGAGCUACAGAAGGUGUUGGAGCGAAAGGAGAAGAAAGCUCAGAGAGCAGAAAUCCUGAGCAAACUGGCUGAGGUGCAGCUUCCAGAGUCUGAGCUGAAGCUUCUGUACACAACGUCCAAACUGGGAACAGGAGACAAGCUCUACCAGAGUAAACUGUCAUCGGAUGAGCUGAAAGAUGGAGAAGUGGCUCCUAAGGUCAGCAGCAUCAGUGGUGCAAACAGAAAGAGAAAAUGGAAAGAAGAGGAGGAGGAAGAGGACGAUGAACAGCAAAAAUCUGAAGAAAGUAGUGAUUUGGACACUUCGUCUGAGGAGGAGGAGGAGGAGGAGGAUGGAGUGAAGGUCACCACAGAGACGAGUGAACCUAAAGAAACCAACCCGUCUUGUGAGGAGACAAAGCCCAAGAACGAAGUGACAGCAGAGAAGAACGAGAAGGACAUUUCCGAAAAGAAAAAGCUUUCAGAGCCAGCGGUUUUUGUUCCUGUUGACAGAUCACCAGAAGUCCAGGAGGCUCGUCUAAAGCUGCCCAUACUGGCAGAAGAGCAGGUGAUCAUGGAGGCCGUGAGGGAAAACCCCUGCACGGUGAUCUGUGGAGAAACUGGGAGUGGAAAGACCACACAAGUCCCUCAGUUCCUCUAUGAAGCUGGCUAUGCCAGCAGCAGUGGGACGAUCGGCAUCACCGAGCCGAGGAGAGUCGCAGCGGUCAGCAUGUCUCACAGAGUGGCCAAAGAGAUGAACCUGCCCACACGGGUGGUAUCAUACCAGAUCCGAUAUGAAGGCAACGUGACAAGUGACACGAAGAUCAAGUUCAUGACAGAUGGGGUCCUGCUGAAGGAGAUCCAGAAGGACUUUCUACUCCAGAAGUACAGUGUGAUCAUCAUCGACGAGGCGCACGAAAGGAGCGUCUACACGGACAUCCUCAUCGGAUUACUGUCGCGUAUCGUACCGCUCAGAAACAAGAAAGGGAUGCCCAUGAAGCUGAUGGUCAUGUCCGCCACUCUGCGAGUUGAGGACUUCACAGAAAACCAGAAACUGUUUCGCAACCCCCCGCCUGUGGUCAAGGUCGACGCUCGUCAGUUCCCGGUCACCGUCCAUUUCAACAAACGCACGCCACUGGAGGAUUAUACCGGAGAGGCCUUCCACAAGACCUGCAAAAUCCACCGCAUGCUGCCUCCAGGAGGUAUCCUGGUGUUCCUGACAGGUCAGGCUGAGGUCCACGGUCUCUGCAGGAGACUCAGGAAAGCUUUUCCCUACAGGAGGGGGAACACAGCUGAACGUGAGGAUGGAGACACAGCCGACGACAUGAAGAAGUUCAAGAAAACCAAACACAAGGAGACUGUGUCUCUUCCCCGAAUCGACUUGGAUAACUACUCUGCUCUGCCUCUGGAUGAGGGAGACGAGGACAGGGAGGCGGGCAUCGGGGAUGAAGAGGACGGCGACUCGGACCUCGACCUUGGAGACGAUCCCGUCGGGACAGAGGAUAAAUGUGACCCAUCCAUCCCUCUUUAUGUCCUCCCACUCUACUCCCUGUUGGCUCCGGAUCAGCAGGCGAAGGUGUUCAGGCCUCCUCCGCCCGGUACACGUCUCUGUGUGGUCGCCACCAACGUAGCCGAGACAUCUCUGACCAUUCCAGGCAUCAAAUACGUGGUCGACUGCGGUCGAGUCAAGAAACGAUUCUAUGACCGAGUCACAGGAGUGUCGUCCUUUAAAGUGACGUGGACCUCGCAGGCGUCGGCCAAUCAGAGAGCAGGAAGAGCGGGGCGAACGGAGCCAGGGCAUUGCUACAGGUUGUAUUCCUCUGCUGUGUUUGGAGACUUCAGCCUGUUCUCAGAGGCAGAGAUCACUCGCAGACCCGUUGAAGACCUGGUUCUACAGAUGAAAGACCUCAACAUAGACAAGGUGAUCAACUUUCCUUUUCCAACGCCUCCUUCCUUUGAGGCUCUUGUUGCAGCAGAGGAGCUACUGAUCUCUUUAGGAGCUUUGGAGGAGCCGCCGCGCUCAGGGAGAGUGAAGGAGAUGCAGCAGGCGAGGCUGAGCUGUCCCAUCACGCCACUGGGUCGGGCUAUGGCUUCCUUCCCCGUCUCACCUCGCUACGCAAAGAUGUUAUCCCUCGGGAAGCAGCAGGACUGCCUGCCGUACGUCAUCGCUGUGGUGGCAGCCAUGACUGUUCGGGAGCUUUUUGAAGACCUCGACAGACCUGCAGGAAGUGAAGACGAAAGCUCCAAGCUGGCCCAGCGUCGAGCUCGACUCACCCAAAUGAGGAGGUUGUGGGCGGGGCAAGGAGCCUCGCUUCUUCUGGGUGACCUCAUGGUUAUGUUGGGUGCUGUCGGUGCUUGUGAAUUUGCUGGCUGCUCUCCGAAGUUUUGUGAGGACAAUGGACUGAGGUACAAGGCCAUGGUGGAGAUCAGGAGACUUCGAGGUCAACUCACCAACGCCGUCAACGCCGUGUGUCCAGAGGUGGGCGUGUUUGUAGAUCCUAAGAUGACUCCUCCCACAGAACAUCAGGUGGUUUGUUUGAGGCAGAUUGUCCUGGCGGGACUUGGUGAUCAUCUUGCAAGGCGUGUCCAAGAAGAAGAACUGCUGGACCCUAAAUGGAAGAAUGGGUACAAAACUCCUCUUUUGGAUGAUCCAGUGUUUAUUCAUCCCAGUUCUGCCCUGUUCAAGAAGCUGCCAGAGUUUGUGGUCUACCAGGAGAUUACGGAGACGUCUAAAAUGUACAUGAGAGGGGUUUCAGCCGUUGAGGCAGAGUGGGUCCCACAGCUUCUGCCUCAGUACUGCCACUUUGGGGCUCCUUUAGAGUCUCCUCUGCCCUGGUUCUGCUCCUCCUCUGGCACCGUCCGUUGUCACUGCCCGAGCACAUUUUUCCGUGUGGGUUGGCAGCUGCCUGCUGUGGAGAUGGAGUAUCCAGAGGGGCUGGAGCGAUACAAACUGUUUGCUAGGUUCUUUCUUGAGGGACAGGUUAGUCCCAAACUGAAGAAACACUGUGAUUAUCUUCUUUCCAACCACUCCAUCAUGUUGAAAACGUGGGCAAAAUUGCAACCCAGAACAGAAGCUUUACUGGGCCCUUUGGUGUCAAAGAAGGUCGACUGCAGGGAUGCUCUCCUUUCCAUCUGGAAGACUGACGAUAAAUUUCUGUUGUCUGCCUACUGUCAGUGGUUACCUGAAUCUGUUCACCAGGAAGUUGCAAAUACUUGGCCUCCUGCAUAGAUACAAACGUCAGACGAGCAAAGAACAACAUGAAUGAACGCCUGUUGAUUGACGUCUGUAAGAUCUAUUUCCCUCAACUUCUGUAGUCUUUCAAAGAGAAACUCCUAAACAAAGACGGCAACCUUUGUCUUUUUUGUAUUUUCUUAACAUCCAAAAUAAUUUUCAUCUUGUUUUCUGUUGUGACUGUUUUUAACUCUGUGCUGCUAACAUUUAGCUGUAUCAAAGACUUGUAAAAAAUGUACGCAUCUGAAUGCAAAUAAAACUAUUAUACCUUUGAAA
Oryzias latipes (Japanese medaka) is the source of this 3846-nucleotide messenger RNA. It is a transcript of the gene dhx37, whose product is annotated as DEAH (Asp-Glu-Ala-His) box polypeptide 37. Gene Ontology annotation, cellular component: nucleolus; intracellular anatomical structure. Gene Ontology annotation, biological process: maturation of SSU-rRNA from tricistronic rRNA transcript (SSU-rRNA, 5.8S rRNA, LSU-rRNA). Lineage: Eukaryota; Metazoa; Chordata; Actinopteri; Beloniformes; Adrianichthyidae. Gene Ontology annotation, molecular function: RNA binding; helicase activity; ATP binding. The record is from RefSeq and is a predicted model, not a curated record.